UUCUGAGGGCUAAGCGGCGGCGGACAUGUUGGCGCGGCCUGUGGACCAGAAAUAUCACCUUUAAAUUAUUCUGGGAUUUAACGGAGGAAGGAAGCGCGGCACGGGUGGAGCACGAUGGACGCCGUCAACGCUUUUAACCACGAGUUGUUCUCCCUGAUGGACUCAAAACCACCUAUCUCCAGGGCAAAGAUGAUCUCCAUUACAAAGUCUGCUAUAAAAGCCAUUAAAUUAUACAAGCACGUUGUCCAAAUUGUUGAGAAAUUCAUCAAGAAGUGCAAACCGGAGUACAAAGUCCCAGGGCUCUACGUGGUGGACUCCAUCGUGCGGCAGUCUCGUCAUCAGUUUGGUGCAGACAAAGACGUGUUUGGUCCCAGGUUCACUAAGAACAUCACAGGGACGUUUGAGAACCUCUGCUUGUGCCCCACAGAGGACAGGAGUAAAAUUGUGCGCGUUCUGAACCUGUGGCAGAAGAACGGGGUGUUUAAGAUCGAGGUCAUUCAGCCACUCCUGGACAUGGCUGCUGGCUCCAGCAGCUCAACUGGAGCGCCAGCUGUAGACAACGGCCCAGAUGUGGCUGCGUCCCCUCCCUCGCCAGCCAGGGAAUCGGAGAGCCAUCCAGUGGUGUCGACCAACUCCGUGCAGGUAGCUGUCCCACAGCUGCAAAACUCUGAUGCCUUUGCUGCAGUAGCUCAACUCUUCCAGUCCUCUCAAGGCCAGCAGCUCCAGCAGAUGCUGCAGACGUUCCAGCAGCCAGGAAAGCCACAGUCUCCAGCAAUAGAGAACAACAUGAUGGCCAACCUGCAGCUGCAGACCCCCUCUGUGCAGCCGCCCAUCGGUCUGGCUCCGUGCCCACCACAUGCUCCGCAGCCUGUAGAGAAGAAAGCCACUUUUGACAAGACACUUCUUGACCGUUUUGACUAUGACGAUGAGCCCGAAGGUGGGGAGGAGAGCAAGAAGGAUGAGACACCCUCCGUCCAGACUGCUUUUGGCUUUCCUGAAGGUGUGCAGCAGGCUCAGCAGGUUCCAGCAUCUUUCCCUCCUCAAGCCAAUCAGAUGCAGCACUUUCAGCAGCAUAUGAUGGGCAUGACUCAAGACCAACAGCUUCUACCUCCAAACGGGCAGCUCCAAAAUUUCAGCCGGAUGCCCCCUCAGCCCUAUCCAGGGAUGAUGCCUCCGAUGGGGCAGCCUCCAACUGCAGUUCACCCUGGCUUCCCUGGAGCCUUCCCUUCUCAGAAUGACUCCUUUUCCCAGCUCAUGGUGGGGCAGCACCAGGAGGCCUCUAUGGACAUAGACACAUCUACAAGGCAACACCCAGAUGGCAGGAGGUCUAGGUCACGUUCAGGGUCAAGGUCUCCAAAGAGGAGGCGGUCGCGGUCGAACUCCCGUUCUAGACGCUCGCGACAUCGACGUUCGCGCUCUCGAUCCCGAGAAAGGCGGCGCCACUCUCCACGCUCCCGCUCUCUGGAGAGGAGGGAGAGAGAAAGAGAACGAGAGCGCAGACAGAAAGGCCUGCCGCCCGUCAAACCUGACACACUAAGCGUGUGCAGCACUACUCUGUGGGUGGGACAGCUGGACAAGAGGACCCAGCAGCAGGACGUGGCGUGUCUCUUAGAGGAGUUUGGCCAGAUAGAGUCUAUAAAUAUGAUUCCUCCUCGAGGUUGUGCCUAUAUUGUCAUGGUUCAUCGACAGGAUGCCUUUCGAGCUCUGCAGAAGCUUAGCAGGGGCACUUACAAAGUCAACCAAAAAGCCAUUAAGAUUGCCUGGGCUCUGAACAAAGGUAUAAAGUCAGAGUUCAAGCAGUACUGGGAUGUGGAGCUCGGCGUCACCUACAUCCCCUGGUCUAAAGUCAGGGCAGAGGACUUGGACGAUUUCAAAGAAGGGGGUGUACUGGACACAGAUACGCUUUCUCCAGAGUGGAAAGGAGUUCAGAAUGACCUGGAGAACAUGGAGGAGGCUUCUCAGAACGGCAGGGCUGAGGUGGGACAGACGGACAAGAGCCCAGCUCCGCUCCCUGUGCAGGCUCCUCCUGUCCAGCCAGUAGGGGCUGCUGGUGCGAUUGGUGUUCCACCCCACGGUUUCCCUGGACCCAUGAAUAUCCCACCACCCUCAUUUCCGCCCGGGGUUCCACCACCUCCUGCUCCAUUUAUGAGGCCUGGAUUUAACCCCAUGCAGAUGCCUCCAGGAUUUCUCCCUCCUGGUGCUAUGCCUCCUAUUGCCUCCGCUGGACCUCCUCUUCCCACAUCAGGAAUGGGCAUGCCACCAGCAGUUAGUGGCUCAGCAGAGGAAAUGCCUGGUGAUCCAGCAGGCGUGGGCUCCAGGAUGAACAGGGAAGGAGCAGAUGGAUUCAACUCCGUUCAAGGGAUGAACAUGCAGAAUCCACCAGGGAUGAACCUGCAAAAUCCACAAGGCCUUUUGGGUUCAAGACCAGGCAUGAUGCCUCUCCAGCGCCCCCCAGGGAUGCCUCCUCCACACAUGCAGCGUUUCCCCAUGCCACCCCCACGGCCAGGCAUACCCCCCAUGCCCCCGCAGAUGAUGCCUCCCAGGGGUCCUCCUCAAAUGAUGCAUCGUGAACCUCCACCAGGUGGCUUUGGCAUUCCACCUCCACACAGCAUGAGAGGCCCCUUUCCUCCUCCCGGGCCUCCGUUCAUGAGGCCCAGUGGGCCAAGAGGGCCGGAUGGGCCAGAGGAUCAUGAGGGACGGCCUUUUAGGGGCGAGCGCCCUGGGCCAGGCAGGGAGCGGGACAGGGAUCAGGAUUGGUAUGGAGGGCGCAGGUCGUUCGGCGAGGGCCGUAGUGGGGACCGGCCUGAAGGUCGGGAACGUUUCGGGAGCUGGCACGAAGAGGCGGAGCAGAGAGGUGGGUGGGAGAGGCCGCGGGAACGCAGGGAAUGGAGGAGGAGUCCGGAUGGGGAGAGAGAGCGAGACCGAGACAGAGACCGAGACCGAGAGCAGGGGAGGGACAGUGAGGAGCGGAGCAAGCGCAGAGAAAGGGAGCCAGGAACACGCGAGAGAAGCACCCGCUGGGACAGGGAUGACAGACUUGACAGGCUGGCUAACGUGAGCGGUCAGCCCAACGGACACGAGACGCUCAGAGACUCUAGCAGCUCCGAGCACUCUGCAGACUCUGCUAAAGAACUUGCCCAAGCCAAGGUAGAAGCUCCAACCCCUCCAACCGAAGUGACUGCAGAAGCACAGGCAUCUGAACCCACGGUGGAAAAUCAGCAGCAACCUGCAGAACAAACUAAAGCAGAUGAAUCUUAGGCCAUAGCCGUGGACACUAAUGCUCACAUGAUAUUUGUCCUUAUUUUAACCUGAGCGGAUGCGUGUGGUUGUGUGAUCUUUUGAUAAAAUGCAUACGAACACCAUCUAGAAUGGUAUUGCAAAGAUCGCAGCAUAUUGGUUGAGACCUGAGAGGAAGGGUAAGGGAAAAAAAAACAAAAAAAAGCAUAUAUGGGCAGUAGAGCCGUGUGUGUGCAGGUCUAGGAUCGUUUUGCUCCAUGUCCACAUCCAGGCUGAUUCUGGACACUACAGGCUAAUGAGCACACAUGAUGCGGGAACCACAUGUUUCUGCUGCGCCGCUUGAUGCAUAUGAUCUACGUUCCUAUAGACACAGAUCAAGUUCUGUGCCCAGCCCCGCGUUGUAUGGCUACGUUCACAUUACCAGGUUAAAGUGGCACAAAUCCGAUUUUUUUUUUUUGGUUUUUUUUUUUUUGGUGUUUUCAGGGCGGUGUGGACACAUCUGAUCUUUUCAAAUCCGACCAGAACCACUUUCAUGCGUGACCCUAGAUCAAACACGUAUCGGGUUCGUGGCCGUGCGACCUUAAUUUGAACGUUUAGAUUGGAACACUCGUGCUUCCCCCCCCCCCGUGCACCGUCAUUCAGCGUUACCAUGGCAACAGCGCCGAACAGCCGUUAAAGUACCACUGUAACAGUGGAAAAGCAACACGUCUCACCUUUUUCUCCUCCGUCUGCCUCUAAUAAAGAAGCUGAGAGCUGAUCAGAGUUAACGAUCUUCUCAGCGAAGCUCGUUCUGCUCGUUAGUUGGUGCUGAUGAUGCAGUGAUUCAGUCACGUGACGUCGCUGAGCAGGAGGAGCUCAUGAGGCUCAGUUCAGGCUUUUUCGUCACAUUAAUGACCGAUUCGAGUCUCUCACCUAAACGAGUGCGAACCGUCGAGUCAGAGAGAUCGGAUUAAUUAAGCAAAAAAAAAAUCGGAUUCGGGCGACGAGGCUUGUAAUGUGGACGCGGCCUAAAAUGAAAUUCACUUAUUACAUAAUUGAUCUUGUUAAGAGUCUGGCUGAACAUGGUGUAUGGCCCUGUGAUCCACCAUGGAGCUUGCAUUUUGCUCUAAACCAGUGUUUCCCAGUUCUGGUCCUGGACCCGCUUUGCACUGCACUCGUUUUUUUCCCACUCGGGCACAUCAGAUCAUAAACAACCUGUUAGUUUGUCGAUGAUUUGAAUCAAAUGGGUUAAACAGAGAAAAUACUAACACAUCCAGUGCAGACGUACUCCAGGGUGAAGGUCAGGAGAGGCGGAUCCAGAAGCGAAAAAAAUUCGGAAGUGAACAAAGUCUGCUGUAAAUAUGCUUCCACUACUCAAACUACAUUUGUAGAAUUGGAGAUAAAGGUGUUUUUUUUUUGUUUGUUUUUUUUUUUUUUAAGUAUUCCCCACCGAGCGCUGAAGAUGAUAGGAAACCUUGACUAAAGUAAGAGACAAAGCCCCUUUUGCUGUAAUGUUUUUAACUUACAAUGUUUACAUCGUACAAAAAAAAUGAGAUGUUUGUAUAAUUAAGUUUGUGGAGAUGUGAACCUGUUUAAUAUUUCAGCAAUAGGGAUUUGGUUUUAAUAAACUAUUUUCAUACCAAAAUCAA
This is a messenger RNA of Pygocentrus nattereri (red-bellied piranha), 4865 nucleotides long. RefSeq names its product SR-related CTD-associated factor 4a (gene scaf4a). Gene Ontology annotation, biological process: negative regulation of termination of RNA polymerase II transcription, poly(A)-coupled. Gene Ontology annotation, cellular component: nucleus. Bases 115 to 3258 code for a protein of 1047 amino acids. The transcript is spliced from 20 exons. The record is from RefSeq and is a predicted model, not a curated record. Lineage: Eukaryota; Metazoa; Chordata; Actinopteri; Characiformes; Serrasalmidae. Gene Ontology annotation, molecular function: RNA polymerase II C-terminal domain phosphoserine binding; RNA binding.